Molecule: messenger RNA, 924 nt
Organism: Mirounga angustirostris (Northern elephant seal)
Lineage: Eukaryota; Metazoa; Chordata; Mammalia; Carnivora; Phocidae
Product: glypican-5-like
Exons: 2
Coding region: 46-924 (292 amino acids)
Biological process (GO): positive regulation of canonical Wnt signaling pathway; cell migration; regulation of protein localization to membrane
Cellular component (GO): cell surface; plasma membrane; extracellular region
Source: RefSeq, a predicted model, not a curated record
CUUCAGGUUUGCAUAUCCAGAAAACCUACAUGUUGCACCAGGAAGAUGGAGGAGAGAUACCAGAUUGCGGCUCGCCAAGAUAUGCAGCAAGGGCUUCAAACAUCCAGCUCGACACUGAAGUUUCUAAUAUCGCGAAAUGCCGCGGCUUUUCAAGAAGCCCUCGAAACUCUCAUCAGACAAGCAGAGAAUUACACCAGCAUUCUCUUCUGCAACACCUACAGGAACAUGGCCCUAGAGGCUUCAGCCUCAGUUCAGGAGUUGUUCACUGAUGUGGGGCUCUAUUUAUUUGGUGCAGAUGUUAAUCCUGAAGAGUUCAUAAACAGAUUCUUUGACAGUCUUUUCCCUCUCGUCUACAAUCACCUCAUUAGUCCUGGAGUGACGGACAGUUCCCUGGAAUACUCAGAAUGCAUCCGGACGGCCCGCCGGGAUGUUAGUCCAUUUGGUAAUAUUCCCAAAAGAGUAGUGGGGCAGAUGGGGAGAUCACUGCUGCCUAGCCGCACGUUUCUGCAGGCGCUGAAUCUGGGCAUCGAAGUCAUCAAUACCACAGACCAUCUGCACGUCUCCAAAGAGUGCAGCAGAGCCCUCCUGAGGAUGCAGUACUGCCCUCUCUGCCAGGGCCUGACUCUCAGUAAGCCUUGCAUGGGGUACUGCCUCAACGUCGUGAGAGGCUGCCUGGCACACACGGCAGAGCUGAAUCCGCACUGGCAUGCCUACAUCCGGUCCUUGGAGGAACUAUCAGAUGCCAUGCACGGAACAUACGACAUUGAACACGUGCUCCUGAACUUCCACGUGCUCGUUAACGACGCCGUGAUGCAGGCUCACCUCAAUGGACAGAAGUUAUGGGAACAGGUAAGCAGCCCCGCCACAUCUCCUGACCGACGGCUUAGAGCUCAGGCAUUAGGUGUGUACAUAAAGUUCCGUUGA